UCUACGCGUGUAGACCAUAGCCAUGGCGAUAUGCACCGCUAUGUGACAGGUUAGCUCCAGAAAAACAUCUCCAGACAGUCGCGGCUGUGCACUCACGGCUGCUGCCGGCAAUAGCUGGACAAGAUAUAAUGAUGGGGUCCCGAAUCAAAGAAAGCCCAGAGACUACUUUUGAGAUUUAUUUAGAGGUAUCCCAUUCUGGAACACCAGGUUCUAAACCAGUGGUCCACCGGCAGUUUCCUGAAGAUUAUAAUGAGAAGGAAACUCUUCAUACAGUACCCAAGUUCUGCUUUCCUUUUAACAUGGACAGUCUAACAGUCAACCAAGUUGGCCAGAACUUCACCUUUGUGUUGACGGAUAUUGAGAGCAAACAGAGAUUUGGUUUUUGCCGUCUCUCCUCGGGUGCUCACACCUGCUACUGCAUUCUCAGCUACCUGCCUUGGUUUGAGGUCUUCUACAAGUUACUUAACAUUAUUGCAGAUUAUACUAUCAAAGGCCAGGAAAGCCCCCUACAAGAGCUCCUGGUAUCGCUACAUACUCUCCCUAUCCAAGAGGCUGGAGUUCCUGUUCAUCUGGGCAUGCAUUCCUUCUUCACUGUGCCUGACACAAGAGAACUCCCUAGUAUACCAGAAAACAGAAACUUAACUGAGUAUUUUGUAGCUGUAGAUGUCAAUAACAUGCUCCAUCUUUAUGCUAGUAUGCUUUAUGAACGCAGAAUCCUCAUAUGUUGUAGCAAACUAAGCACUUUAACUGCUU
Molecule: messenger RNA, 753 nt
Organism: Boleophthalmus pectinirostris (great blue-spotted mudskipper)
Lineage: Eukaryota; Metazoa; Chordata; Actinopteri; Gobiiformes; Gobiidae
Product: DENN domain-containing protein 1A-like
Exons: 10
Biological process (GO): endocytic recycling; endocytosis
Cellular component (GO): cytosol; clathrin-coated vesicle
Molecular function (GO): guanyl-nucleotide exchange factor activity; phosphatidylinositol phosphate binding
Source: RefSeq, a predicted model, not a curated record